AUGAUUUUGGUUCAUUUAAAUAUUUACCAUCUUUUCUUCCUCAAAUUUAAUGGAUUUCAGGUAAAAGAGUAUAUCAUUGAGAGCCUGAUGAAAGAAUCGGAACCUUAUUUGGGAAUGGCCGUCACAUUCACAUUGAUUGAAUAUGCGAAAGAGCAUCUCGAUGAUCUGCUCAAAGAUCAGAAUGAGGCAGCAGUUUUGGCAGCAGAAACUUCAGAGUUGCGAGUGGAUGAUUCAGAAUCAGAAUCGGAUGAGUCUAAAAAUGGAAUGUUUGGUAUGAAAGGCAAGACGCAAAUGACGAAAGCACAGAAAAGGAGAAUGUGGGAUCGAACCGAUGCUUCAAAACACGGACAGAUGGUGCGUUGA
Anisakis simplex (herring worm) is the source of this 363-nucleotide messenger RNA. The record is from the annotation of a GenBank genome assembly. NCBI's taxonomy places the organism in Eukaryota, Metazoa, Nematoda, Chromadorea, Rhabditida, Anisakidae.